AUGUUUGGACUCGUUGAAAUUCCCGACGGCCAUCCACAGCGGGUCAGAGGGUGUUGGCGAGGUCCACUGGCCGAAGAUGUUUUGACAAUAAGACUAGAUUCAAGCAAGCGGGCCGUCAUUCCAAACCCUCUGGAACUCAUGCAGCAACCCUCAGCGACCACCUCCGGCGACAAGAAAGAGCAAAAGACCUGCCUACCUUGUCCCAAGCAACAUUUGGACAACAGAAUGUCCAUGCCAAGCUCCGGGUUCAAGUUGCAAGGGCUGGUCCACGGCCUACAUCGCGAGAGGCAUCAGGUGCCCUUGCAGCAGACACCGUUGCAGGCAAGUAGAUGCCGUCGAGAGCUUCACCUGAGCUGCAAGUUGGACAAGAAGUUCCGAGUGGGGCGACCAGAAGGACACAGCCCAGUGAAACAGUGA
Messenger RNA from Symbiodinium sp. CCMP2592, 417 nucleotides. The record is from the annotation of a GenBank genome assembly. NCBI's taxonomy places the organism in Eukaryota, Dinophyceae, Suessiales, Symbiodiniaceae.